Messenger RNA from Amphimedon queenslandica, 964 nucleotides. RefSeq lists its product as uncharacterized. The record is from RefSeq and is a predicted model, not a curated record. Gene Ontology annotation, molecular function: DNA-binding transcription activator activity, RNA polymerase II-specific; RNA polymerase II cis-regulatory region sequence-specific DNA binding; protein heterodimerization activity. Gene Ontology annotation, biological process: regulation of transcription by RNA polymerase II. Lineage: Eukaryota; Metazoa; Porifera; Demospongiae; Haplosclerida; Niphatidae. Gene Ontology annotation, cellular component: CCAAT-binding factor complex. The transcript is spliced from 7 exons. The coding region runs from base 154 to 843 and encodes 229 amino acids.
UUGCUAUGGUUCCGAUUGUGCACGGAAUGUGUGUGGUUUGAUUGGAUCGGCUCAUCCUGCUCUGUGAUUGGUCCUUUCUCUAUAUCCACCAACCAACCAGAUCACUUGAGUCACUAGGUUUACCUGCUCUCCCGCCUUACCGCGAAGUCAGUUAUGGCAGAGUUGGGCGUGCUAGAUGACCCCAUGGAGCUGGACCCUAGCCUGAGGCAAAGCAGAACUCCCGGCCUACCAACAGACCACACUCAAGGCUAUGGAGCUAGGGAUGUCAUUAGGGCUCACAUCCAAGCUGGAGGCGGUGUGCUAAACUCUUCUUUGAGACACGGGGGCAUCCCUCUACUGGAGACUGAUAAACAACAUGUAGUACAUGCUACUGCAAUUCAAGAUGCCCUGCAAGAGGAUGAUCUAAAUUGCGCAACUCCUCAAUCUCUACGUUUUGAUUUCCCGUCCGAAGAAGAGCUCCAGCAGCCUAAAACAAGACAGGUGGUAAAACGGCCACCUCCAGCAAUAUACAGGGACCAGGAUCGUUUUGUCCCCAUUAAUAACAUCAGCAGGACCAUGCGCAACUGUGUACCAAAGUCGGGAAAAGUUUCGAAAGAUGCUAAAGAAUGUAUGCAAGAAUGCGUCUCUGAAUUCAUAGGGUUCUUAACCAGCGAGGCUUCUGAUCGGUGCAUAGACGAGAAGAGAAAGACAAUAACGGGCGAUGACAUCUUGUUUUCGCUGUCUACGCUAGGAUUUGACUGUUAUGUGGAUACACUUCAAGUCUAUCUGAAGAAAUACAGAGAACACUUACGUUCUGAUAAAAAUGACAAAGAGUAUGCCCAAGGCUCACCUUCAGAAUCAUGACAUGUACUUUCAUAAUAAUACGAGUACAUAUAAUGUGUUCAUACUGGACAGUGUUGGGUUGCAUUAAUUAAUUUAUCCUUUUCAUAGCUGAGAUAUUAUUAUACCAUUGAUUGUUGAUGAU